Messenger RNA from Suillus plorans, 1210 nucleotides. RefSeq names its product thymidylate synthase/dCMP hydroxymethylase domain-containing protein. The record is from RefSeq and is a predicted model, not a curated record. Gene Ontology annotation, molecular function: thymidylate synthase activity. The transcript is spliced from 2 exons. The coding region runs from base 107 to 1021 and encodes 304 amino acids. Gene Ontology annotation, biological process: dTMP biosynthetic process. Lineage: Eukaryota; Fungi; Basidiomycota; Agaricomycetes; Boletales; Suillaceae. Gene Ontology annotation, cellular component: cytosol; mitochondrion.
AAACGUACGUGGACGUAUUUCAAAUUACUAAGCACUCUUGGAAGGCAAUCAGACGCGUCUUGCCAACUACACGCGUGUUGCCUAUCGCUCACUGGCAUACUCGACAAUGGGCAGCACAGAGCCCAUGACGCCACAUGAGGAGCAUCAAUAUCUCUCCCUCGUCCGCCGUGUCAUAGACAUAGGCGAAGUUCGGCCAGAUCGCACUGGUACAGGCACCCUAUCUAUCUUUGCACCCCCCUCUUUCCGUUUCUCUCUCGCAGAUGACACGCUCCCGCUCCUCACAACAAAACGCACAUUCCUACGCGCCAUAGUAGAAGAACUUCUCUGGUUUAUCCGAGGCAGCACGGACGCCCGAGUGCUCUCGCAGAAGGGCAUCAAAAUAUGGGACGGAAACGGAAGCAAAGAAUUUCUCGAGAAGCGCGGUUUGGGACACAGACGGGAGGGUGAUCUUGGCCCCGUGUAUGGGUUUCAAUGGAGACAUUUUGGCGCAAACUAUGUUGAUUGUGAUACAGACUACACCGAUCAGGGCGUCGAUCAGCUGAAGGAGUGCAUUCGGAAGAUCAGAGAUGAUCCGACUGAUCGACGAAUAAUCCUGAGUGCAUGGAAUCCAGCAGCUAUGCCGCUCAUGGCGCUUCCACCAUGUCAUAUGAUGUGCCAAUUCUACGUGCAUCUCCCCGUUACACCCGAUGCUCCUAAACGCCUAUCAUGUCUCAUGUACCAACGCUCAGCCGACCUUGGGCUCGGCAUCCCUUUCAACAUCGCGUCUUACGCGCUCCUAACGCACAUGGUUGCGCACGUUACGGGGACCAAACCCCACGAGCUCAUCAUCCAACUUGGAGAUGCGCAUGUUUACCGCGACCAUGUUGAUGCCCUCGAAAUACAACUCAAACGCGAACCCAAAUCAUUUCCAAAAGUCAAAUUCAGAAGGGAGAUAACUGACAUCGACGGAUUCGAUUCGGAAGACAUUGUGGUUGAAGGGUACGAUCCUCACCCAACGAUAGCGAUGAAGAUGAGUGUGUAGAUGUAAAAGCGUAGAAUGCGUUACCCUACUGCUACUGAAUUAUAAUACCAAGUUAUUUAUCGAAAAAAGAUCUUUGCAGGAAUGGUUAAUGAAUUAAUGGCGGCCUGGAGCCGAAGGCAAUCCUCUGCGCUACUCCGCAUUUGUCGUGCGCGUUUAAGUCAGACAAGUAUGUCAAAGUGAAAUGACAAG